Molecule: messenger RNA, 501 nt
Organism: Fusarium vanettenii 77-13-4
Lineage: Eukaryota; Fungi; Ascomycota; Sordariomycetes; Hypocreales; Nectriaceae
Exons: 2
Coding region: 1-501 (166 amino acids)
Source: RefSeq, a predicted model, not a curated record
AUGCGGCCGACUGAGGACCGAGUCAGGAAGCUUGGGACAGCCGACCGGGCGAAGCGGAUUAUCCAGUGGGUUAUGGGUGAGGAGGAAUCCGUUGAGGACCGCACCGACAGCUUUUGUUCGAGUACCGAGCUUUCAUCGACAUCGAUCUCGAUCUCGACAUUUUGGUUCGAGUACAAUGAGGAAUACGAAUUUUCCCUCACCGAGGAGCUGGCCGACCAGGAAGAGUCCUAUGAAAGCUCCGACGAGUUCGAAGAUGACUUGAUUACUAUCGUCAACGGCGAAACCUACUACUACAGCAGCUUGGCCUUGGCUUUUUUCGCCGACUUUGCGCCAGUGUUUGAACACGAGGCGCUGCUUUCACGGGUCUUCGACCCGGAGGAAUCUGAGGAGGAAGAAUCCACCUCGGAUGACCAUUCCAGUUGGAAUGGUCUGCACAGGGACGAGAUUUUUCUCAUUGAUCUCUAUGAUACAAGCUUAUGGUCGGGCCUGGUUUGGGAGUGA